This is a messenger RNA of Paramecium tetraurelia, 1278 nucleotides long. RefSeq lists its product as uncharacterized. The record is from RefSeq and is a predicted model, not a curated record. The transcript is spliced from 4 exons. Lineage: Eukaryota; Ciliophora; Oligohymenophorea; Peniculida; Parameciidae.
AUGGACUCGAUCACAUUCAAGUAAAAGGAGUCGAAUUCUAAGUUGACUAACUUUGAUAACAUUGACGAUUAAAAUAAUAAAAAUUUGAUCAUGCUUACCACCUAAGUGGAGAGACUUACACUAGCGUUGAAAAAGAAAACUAAUGAGGUCGAGAUUCUUUAAGGCUAAAUUGAUACUCAGAAAUCAACCCAAUAUCCACAAGAGAUGGAAGAAUUGAUAACAACAGUUGAAGAAUAAACUAAAGAAAUUGAAAAAUGGGCUUAGAAAUACUAGAAUUUGCAACAAUAAUAUUAGCAAUUACAUCAAUCAAGUCUAUAAUUACAAUAAAAAAACUAGGAACUAGAAUAAGUAGUCCAAUUACUUAAAAAUUCAUCCUCAUUAGAAUUUAAAUCAACUGAAAGCCUUCCAUCUAAGCGAUUUUAUUAAUCUGAAAUCAGUAGGAAAGAAAAUAAGCUAGAAACUGAUGAUAAUAAAUUCAUUUCUCAAUCUAAACUAUAAUCCAAAUAAGAGGAGAUCAAUUAAUUGAAAUUGCAAUUGGGAUAGCUAAAACAAGAACUUUUAGAAGAAAAGCAAAUUCAUAGAGAACUACUUGAAGCCGAAGAAGCCAGAGUUAGAGAUUAAGAGAGAAAGAACUUGAAUCAAUAUAAGUUGGAAACUAAAGAGCAAUUAAUAUUAUACAAAAAUUAAAUUCAAGCCUUAUAAGAUAUGUUAGAUAACAAAUAAUCAAUGCAAAAACAUGAUAACUUUGAAGAAAAGAAUAGAGAACUUAAUUUAUAAUUGUUAGAGAAGAAUAAGAAAAUAGAAUUAUUGGAAAACCUAAUUUCAUAAAAGGAUUCAUAAAUUAAUUAAUUGUAAUAAUAAUUAGAGAGAUAUUAAAAGGAGUAAGUCUAAUUAAUUAAAUAAUAGUAAUCAUAAAAAUAGCUUACACUUCCUUCCUCCUCUUCUACAUAUAGAAUUGUUUCAACCUAACAUUCUUCUCUUGAUAAUAAUUACAGCUCUUUAGUAAAUCUCAACAAGCCUAACUCCAUUUAAGAUCAAAUUAAUUAAACUAUGGCUUAAAUAAAUAGAUCUAUUCAGUAGGUUGAUCAAAUGAAAUAGGCAAAUAGUGUUAAUCAAAAAUUAUUUUAGGAAUAAUUUAACACUAACAAUCUACCUAGUUCCUUAAGGAGUUCGCAAAUGCCAUAAAUGCAAUCAAAUUUAAGCAUUCAAGAUAAGAUUAAAGCUUUAACCUCAUUGACACAGUAGUAAAAUAGUUAAAAUUACAAUAAAUAUAUUUGA